AUGGCAGGUGAAGACAUCUCUCCCAUUGAGGAGCAACCUCAGCCUUUCAAUGCGACAAAACUUGAGCCCGCCAAAAAGAGAAGAGGAGAUUCCAAGGGCGGGGCUUCACCUUCAAAUCCAUAUAAGCGCCAACGCACACCUUCACCUCAACCCGAGGCCCGCAAACAGAAACGACCAGGCAAGCGGGCGCGCAUUACGGAUGCAGAACAGGAGCUUAUUCGACAAAAGCAACUCGAGCGCGAGAAGGAGCAGGAUGCCGCUAUCACCAAACAAGGAAUCCAUGAUGCGGUAAAGCAACAUUAUAAUAUGGUUCCGGAACGAGGCCGAGAAUGGCGCAAAACGGACAGUCGCAUCAAAGGGCUUAGAAGCUUCAACAAUUGGAUCAAAAGUACAAUCAUCCAAAAAUUCUCUCCCGACGAAGACUUCACACCUCCAGUUAGAGACCGAGAAGGGUAUCAAUUUGCUGAGGGCCCAACUCCAAAAGGAUUACUGGUUCUCGACCUUGGCUGUGGAAAGGGAGGGGAUUUGGGAAAAUGGCAACAAGCACCACAGAAGGUUGCGCUUUAUGUCGGUCUCGAUCCAGCAGAUGUUUCAAUUGACCAGGCCAAAGACAGAUAUAGGCAAAUGAAAGAUCGCGGGAGGGGUGGGCGUGGAGGCCGGGGGGGACGAGGCUAUCAAAAUAACAGACCACAACCGGACUUAUUCCAUGCAGAGCUGUAUCCCAAGGAUUGCUUCGGAGAAUCUAUAGCCGACAUACCAAUCGUGCAAGAAGUUGGAUUCUCCGGCUCAGGGGGUCCUGCCAUAUUUGAUGGUGGUGGUUUUGAUGUUGUCAGCAUGAUGUUCUGUUUGCAUUAUGCUUUUGAGAGCGAGGCAAAGGCAAGGCAAAUGCUGAAAAAUGUCUCGGGUGCACUGAAGAAAGGAGGUCGAUUGGUUGGCUGUAUACCCAACUCGGCUGUUAUUAGUGAGAAGGUUCGCCAAUUCAACGCUCGCAUGGCACCAAAACCAGAAGGAGAUAAACCUGCCGAAGAUGGAGAGGCUACCGUUCAAGUGAACCCAGAGGAUGAGCGUGAGGAAGGUGAGGCAGAGGAAACUUGCGAGUGGGGUAACAAUAUCUACCAAGUUCGAUUUCCUGGACCAACACCAGCAGAUGGCAUUUUCCGACCACCAUUUGGCCAAAAGUACAAUUAUUUUCUUCACGAGGCCGUUGAAGAAGUACCGGAAUAUGUAGUCCCAUGGGGAAUCUUCCGUCAGCUUGCCGAAGAUUACAACCUCGAGAUGCAAUAUCACAAGGGCUUUGAUGAGAUCUGGGAGGCUGAAAAGGACGACCCCCAACUUGGCCCAUUAAGUGAGCGUAUGGGGGUCCGGGAAAGAGGCCGAGGCCCGCUCCUUGUCAGUGACGAAGAAAUGGAAGCGGCUAGUUUCUAUGUUGCCUUUUGCUUCUACAAAGUCUAA
Hymenoscyphus albidus is the source of this 1452-nucleotide messenger RNA. Lineage: Eukaryota; Fungi; Ascomycota; Leotiomycetes; Helotiales; Helotiaceae. The record is from the annotation of a GenBank genome assembly.